CAGUCACGUGGAGAGCACAUGUGUUGACAGACAUUUUCAUCCCAAAACAGAAAUGCCGGCAAGAAAGAAGAAGUUUAUCAACAAGAAGGAUGCAGUUACAUUCCACCUGGUUCACAGGAGCCAGCAGGAUCCAAUGCUGGUCAGCACUGAGGCGUCACAGCAUGUUCUUGUAGAAGGCAAAGAAAAGCACAAAGAAAAUGAUGUUGAGGAGCGUCAUGAGGAACUGCGGAAGUUUGGGGUGUUUUUUGACGAUAACUAUGACUACAUGCAGCACCUUAAAGACACCAAUGAGAUCUACCAAGUGGAAAUGGUUGACGAAGGUGUGGCAGUAGAAGAAAACAAGAGCGCACCCAGGAUACAACUCCCUUCAAGUGCCCUUCCCUCAGAGUAUGAAAAGCCUGUUGGUCUUCUAAAUACAGCUCUUCCUAUAAGAGGGCCUCGGCCUGACUGGGACCCGGACAUUGUGGAGGCACUGGAUGAUGACUUUGACUUUGACAACCCGGAUAAUCAGCUGGAUGAUGAUUUUAUGCAGAUUGCAAACACCACCAAGAACAUUGGUGAAGAAGGAAGUGAUCUUGAAGAGGUCAGUGACCUUGACUCCAAUAUGGCUGACCUGUCAGACAACGAUGACUUUGAUGGGGACUUUAAAUAUGGUGACCAGAUGUUUAUGGAUGAAGAAACAAAAUCUCGAUUCACCAACUACUCCAUGUCAUCAAGUGUGAUACGACGUAACGAGGGACUGACGCUUCUAGAUGAUAGGUUUGAGAAGGUGUUUGAGGGGUAUGAUGAUGCAGAGAUUGGUGCCCUGGACUCAGAGGACAUAGAUGGAUCGCUGCAGCAGGGUAGCAUGAUGCUUGACUCUAUAGUACAGGAGUUUGAACAAACUCAGAACCUCAAAAAGCUGUCUGAAGUUGUGGAUGAGGGUGUAGGAGGUGGCGGUGGGGGUGGGGAUGUAGGGAGUGAGAGUGAUACGGACAGUGACACGGAGCUGGUCACUGUGGAGGUGCGGCCAGAAGAGAAGUGGGACUGUGAGUCCAUUCUGUCCACAUACUCUAACCUUUACAAUCACCCAAGGCUUAUAAAGGAACCCACAAAGAACAAGCCAGUCAAGUUGAAAGGGAAACUUGGUUUACCUGAGGACUCCAUAGCAUCGCGAGGUCUGACAGAGAAGGAUCUGAACAUGCUGAACCAGCGCGAGCCGAUGGACAAGGCGAGCACAUACAGACCUAAGGAUGAAACGGCACAGGAGAGAGCUAAUAGGAAGAAGGCUAUCAAAGAGGACAGAAGGGAAAGAAGACAAGAAAAGAAAAUGAACAAAACAGCAUUUACAAAAGAGAAAAUACGACAGGAAAAAGAAAUGAUGAACUUGAACAGUAAUUUAAAAGGAAUUAAAAUUGUGUGACAUUUGUGAUGCUAUUUGUUUUCUUUUUAAUAGUUCUAAGUUGCAAUAUGUUCAUGAAUUGAAAUUGAAGUUCAUUCGAAAUGUUUUAUAGGUAUUGUUUCAUAAGUUUAGUGCUUUAAGAAUAAAAAAAACUUCAAUAAGUGACCUAUUUAUUGUUCUUGCAAAUAUUUAUUGUUUUGACCAUAAAAGAAAGAA
This is a messenger RNA of Mya arenaria, 1597 nucleotides long. Its product is annotated as protein LTV1 homolog. The record is from RefSeq and is a predicted model, not a curated record. Gene Ontology annotation, biological process: ribosomal small subunit biogenesis; ribosomal small subunit export from nucleus. Lineage: Eukaryota; Metazoa; Mollusca; Bivalvia; Myida; Myidae. Gene Ontology annotation, cellular component: cytosol; nucleus; preribosome, small subunit precursor. The coding region runs from base 53 to 1402 and encodes 449 amino acids. The transcript is spliced from 10 exons.